Messenger RNA from Pyricularia oryzae 70-15, 3271 nucleotides. RefSeq lists its product as uncharacterized. The transcript has 4 exons. Lineage: Eukaryota; Fungi; Ascomycota; Sordariomycetes; Magnaporthales; Pyriculariaceae. Gene Ontology annotation, cellular component: nucleus; CAF-1 complex. Gene Ontology annotation, biological process: DNA replication-dependent chromatin assembly; nucleosome assembly. The record is from RefSeq and is a predicted model, not a curated record. Gene Ontology annotation, molecular function: protein binding. Bases 705 to 2846 code for a protein of 713 amino acids.
AGGGGAGGUAACCGUUCGACAUUUACUUCGUAAUUUGAACACCGGCUACAAAGCUCAAAAUGGAUACCUGGACAUCUGACCCCACUCAAUUCCCCCGACACCUGCAAGCACGGUGGUGAGCAAAGCUGCUACAUGAAGAACUCCACCCACGCUUCUCGCGAGAACGUGCAACCUAUCAACGCGGCGCAUUAUCCUUCCGCCCAGGGCAGGAGCAGACGUGCCAGGCAAGCCAGGAUUGCCAGGUUAGGUGCCAUCAAGCUACACCACACACCAGAAACAUCCCAAGACAUGAAUCCUGGCAGCCUCGACGUUGGUUCCUCCUGAAAUCAACUCCAUGAAACGACUCCUUUGGGCUCGGCCUCCAAAAGGACCCAGAACAUCGUCACUAUCAACCAAACACACGAAUCCUAGAAUCGAAUCGAGUUCCUCCUGGCCCUGAACACCACCGACCUGCUUCUAUGUAGUUGAGCCUACGCCUCAAUCUCCAAAUCACCCAACCGAGCGAGUCCGUAAAUGACCGCGUAUAUCUCUGUGGCAUACCUUCUCCAAGCAAAACUUUAGUUCGACCCCAUAAACACCAUCGCACGUAUUGCGAGUCCAUGCCGGCUGCCUUCGCAGCUCUCGACCGCAAUCCUCGUCAAUGCAAGCUCCCGUAACUCUCGACCGUCGACGCCCUCGCCAGGACCCGACCUCCCCCUGCUACCAUGAAAAGCACGCCUCUGAUCAUCAACUGGCACGACCAGACUGCCCCAAUAUAUUCAUCUCAUUUCGAGCCAACUGGAAAGGGGCGUUUGGCCACAGCUGGUGGUGAUAACAAUGUCCGCAUAUGGAAGGUUGUAGCAGAAGGAGAUGACCGCAAGGUCGAGUAUCUUUCGAGUCUACAGAAGCAUACACAAGCAGUCAAUGUUGUCCGCUGGGCACCAAAAGGUGAUCUGCUGGCCUCUGCCGGUGACGAUGGAAACAUCAUACUCUGGAUACCAGCUGAGAAUCAUUUACCAGCAUCUUUUGGAUCCGAAGGUCUGGAGGACAAGGAGACAUGGCGCACCAAGAACAUGUGCCGAUCCUCUGGCGCCGAGAUUUAUGAUCUCGCUUGGUCUCCUGACAGCCAGUAUUUCAUUAUCGGGAGCAUGGACAACGUCGCUCGUAUAUAUAGCGCCGCGACCGGCGCGUUGGUCCGGCAGAUUGCCGAGCAUAGCCACUACGUUCAGGGAGUGGCAUGGGAUCCGUUGGACGAGUUUAUAGCCACGCAGUCGUCGGAUCGCUCGGUCCACAUAUACGCUUUGAGGACAAAGGAUGGUAAAUACACACUGAGCGGUCACGAGGAUAAGCCGCAAAAGAUUGCCGGGCACAUGAAGACAGACUUACCGCCGAGGAGAAUAUCUUCUCACAGUCCGGCACCCCCCGAGUUCGGACACCGGUCCCAGGUCUCAACUCUCGACUCCGUGGCUGCGUCGUCGCCUGCGCCAUCUGCACCUGGAACGCCAACCUCCAUGGCCCUGCCAAUGAACCCCCCUAGCGUGAUAAGUCACAGCAGGAGGUCAUCUUUUUCGUCAAGACGCUCUGUAUCGCCCGCCCCUUCAAUGCCUUUGCCGGCAGUUAUGCCCAUGGAGCCAUCACCAAAACCUCAUCCCAGCGCCAGUCUAGGCAUGAAGAAUGCCAGUCUCUACCACAACGAAACACUCACGUCAUUUUUCAGAAGACUCACUUUUACCCCCGACGGCAGUCUUCUGAUCACCCCCGCGGGUCAAUAUCAAACACAGCAUCAGGUAGAAGGCUCUAAGCCAACGUACGAAGUAACAAACACUGUCUUCAUCUACUCACGCGGCGGGAUCAAUAAGCCGCCCAUCUGUCAUCUUCCAGGGCAUAAAAAGCCAUCCGUCGUCGUGAGGUGUUCGCCAAUCAUAUAUACUCUGAGGCAAUCACUACCUGCGACUAGGCAUAUCACCAUUGACACAUCGUCAGCCGAAGAGCCUAUUCCUUCCCUUCCCGAACCGGUCUCAAAACCGUCUCCAGCAACUUCGGUCAUGGAUCCCCCACCACCGCCAGGUGGUGAAGUGAUAGGCACAACCGGUAAACCACCAAACCCCGAGGCCCCGUCAGCUAGCCCCGGCCCGAAGCCCGCGUUCGCCCUGCCGUAUAGAAUGGUGUACGCAGUUGCAACCCAGGACUCUGUUCUGCUCUAUGACACGCAACAAAUGACCCCCAUCUGCAUUGUCAGCAAUCUGCAUUGUGCAACCUUCACUGAUCUUGCUUGGUCCAAGGAUGGCCACACGCUGCUAAUAUCGUCUUCCGAUGGGUUCUGCUCGACCUUGUCAUUUUCGCCUUCGGACCUUGGCCAGGUCUACACUGGGGAGCUGCCACUAAGACAAAGUGUCACUCCCACAACGACAGUCUUGUCAAGCCAAAACACCCCGGCCGCCACACCCACUACGGUACCUGCGCCUCCUUCACCAUUUCAUGCGUCACAGUCGCAUCACCGGACAGCUUCAAGCUCGUUUGCCGCUCCUUCUCCACCAGCUUUCGCCACCGCGGGACAGCGACCGUCGUCCCCAGCACGCUCCAACUCGACAUGUUCAGUUGUUACGCAGGGGUCUGGGAUACUGAAUGCACCAACACUCAUCGGAGGAACCGUGCCGGGCAUAGCCGCGACCAACUCUGGCAAGGUAACAGGGGUACCUAUUACGACGCCUCCCGAGACACCACGCAGUUCUGUGGCAAACCCAAGUACUGUCACUGCCUCGGGCGUCAAGCGAGAUAUCAGCGAAAGUGACAAAGAGGAAGCUAGUCAGGAGCCAAAGAAGAGACGCAUAGCACCGACCCCUGUCGGCGAUUCGCAUAAUUCGUAGACCUGAUCAGGUGCGCAUGGGACUAACAGUCAGCGUUGGGCAUUUCAUUGACUCGUUAUAUCAGGCGAUCAAAAGGGCUUUCUUUUUUUGGGUUGGGAGGGGGGGGAUGGAUUUUGCGGACGUACGAGCCUCAGUGUUGCAGCCUUGUCUUACCCGGAAAAAAGUGCUUGGCGAGUUCUUGGUAGGGCUGCAAUUUUCGCUUUUGCAUCCCUGGAUUAUCUGGUGCCAAUACGAGCAGCUUGUGGUUCUUUUCACUUGAACUAAUGAGCUGUGCUUAGGCAGAGAUAGUCAUAGAGCUAUGUGUAUUACGAAACAAUAUCAUAUAGCUGUAGCACGGUACAAAGCUACCUACCUGUUUACUCUCCUUCCUUGCUUAUAUGAGAUGUUUAUGCUGUAGCUUAUCAGAGCCUGGCUGUUCGUUCUUA